AUGUCAUCUUUUUGGAUUUACUAUGUUUUCAUAAAUACAGUGAUAAGUAUUGCUUUUUCAACCCCAAUCUGCGAAGAGUCGUACGGCUACGUGGAGGUGGCAGAAGACACGGAAGUUGGCACGAUUGUGAAGGAGAUUAAAUGUUCACCAAGUAUUGCUGGACCUGGGAAGCUCAGCUUUGUCAUUAAAGAUGGAAACAUUCACGGAAAAUUUGGAGUGAACACGACCAAUGAUGUAGGAAAAGUGUACGUCUACCAGUCCAUCAGUUUUGAGUCGAGGACAAUAAGAUUUCAACUAUCAAUUGAGGUGACAGAGAAUGGUCCAGUUCGAUCGACCACCAAUUACGUCCUUGAUAUACAGAUUACAGGGAUAAAUGACUACGCACCGUUAUUUCUUUUUUCGCCGUAUACCGUAUACGUCAAUGAAGAUAAGCAACCGGGUUCCAUUAUUUUCAAUCCAAUACCGUACGACUUCGACAAAGGUGAUGACGGCGCAACAACGUCAGUUAUACUCGUGACUGACAAUGGUGUCCCUCAGAGAAGGUCGUCCACAACUCUACUCAGUAUAAAUGUGAAGGACAUAAACGAUAAUGCACCGGUUUGCGAGGAUUCAUAUGUCACGGAAAACUUUGAUGAAACAAAAGAAUCAGGUUCGGUCAUCAAAUUUCUUAAGUGCACUGACGCCGACACGGGAAACAAUGGAAGGUUAUCGUACACUAUCACUGAAGGAGACUAUACCAAGUUUCGUCUACAGGGGCCAUAUCUUGUUCUUUCCAAAGAGAUCGACGUUGACACUGAACCAAACGUAUGGAGUUUGACCGUCGUUGUCCGAGACAGAGGAAACCCACGACUUUCUACAUUAAUUGAUAUAGUCAUUUAUGUAGAAGGUGUAGAUGACAACGCACCUGUCUGGGCGCCGCCUGAAAAUGGAAAAUAUGUGAUCGAUAUCGAGGAGCAUUCGGCAGUAGGGAAGCUUGUUGUUCGCGUAUCAGCAGAUGAUCUUGAUAGAGACGAACAUGAUUCAGUUGUUGUUUAUUAUAUGGACGACUAUAGCAGUAUUUUCACAAUUAAACCGACCACAGGAGAUAUAUUUUUAAGUCAAGAGCUUGAUCACGAAAAUGGAGGUACAUAUACAAUACCAGUGUCAGCAGUGUCACACAAUAACCCACUAGAUCGCGUCAGUACGAACGUCAUCAUUAAUGUGAUUGAUGUUAAUGAUAAUACACCAGUAUUUGUAAAGGUUGGUAAAGAUAAUGAUAUAUAUGUUAUGGACGUAUUUCAAGUAUACGUAUCGGAGGAUUUACCAGUAAAAAGCGAAAUAGCCACCGUGACAGCCACAGACAGUGACGCAGAUCAAAAUGGUGUUAUUCAGUAUAAAAUUAUCGGAGGUAAUACAGAUUCACUGUUUGACAUACAAUCGAAGACAGGCGUGAUGUCUUUAAUGGGAAACCUAGACUUCGAAACUAAGAUUACGCACGUAGUUUACCUUCGAGCUUCUGACAAAGGACGUCCGACAAGAUGGUCAACAUGCACAGUCAUUGUUUCUAUACUGCCAGUCAAUGAGUUCGCUCCGAUAUUUAAGGAAAUGGAAACAGUCCUUAUUCCUGAGGAUACCACAAUAGGCACCUCAGUGUUCACGGUUUCGGCAACGGAUAAUGAUAUUGGCAUUGACGGGACUAUAUCUUAUGAAAUUGGACCAAAUGAAAGCAGAUUUGCGAUUGAAUCGCGUACAGGUGUCGUUCGUCUAUUACAAACACUCGAUAGGGAAACGGAAGAAACAUUUAGCGUAAAAAUAAUCGCCACUGACAUGUCUGAAUCUGUCAGAAAGUCUGGAUCAGCCGUUGUAAAUAUCAAGGUUUUAGACAGGAAUGAUAAUCCACCUGUUUGUGAAAGCAGCUUCUAUUCGAACAAACUUGUUCCACCCACUUCUAGCGGCGAUGUGGUUCAAAAGUUAUUAUGUUCCGAUGCUGAUGAAGCAACAAACAGUAAACUUUCUUACACAGUUAUAUCCGGUAACACAAACAGUGACUUCUCAAUGUCGGCGGACGGUAAUUUGGUUGUCAUGCAAAAACCUUCUUCUCCUGAGUAUCGGCUAGAGAUUCAAGUGAACGAUAACGGCAAUCCAUCAUUGGAUACAUUAGUUAUGAUUGUAAUUAAAAUUGGUGGAACGCCGACUUUUAUUAAUCUGCCACAAUCGUUACAAAUCCCGGAAGGUGUCAGCAUUGGAACGCCCAUUUUUCAGGUAAAAGCAGAAAGUGUGUCGCAGCAACUUCAGUUUUCCAUAAAAAACAUAACAUCAAAUGGAAAAAAUACGGACAUUACAAGACCUAUCGUAAAAAUUGACAAGAUUUCUGGGCAUGUUUUUACAUGGAGUGACAUUGAUAGGGAAUUCAAUGAUCAUUACUUUAUUGAUAUCGUUGUUAAAGAAUCUAUCAGCGGUAAAGAAGUUGAAAGUUCUAUCGAACUUACAAUACUAGAUGAAAACGAUAAUAUUCCAAUAUUUGACAAAUCAUUUUACAACAUUUCCCUAAUGGAGAAUACAGAAGCAGGAACGGAGUUGAUAAAUCUAAUUGUUUAUGAUCCAGAUUUAAAGCAAAAUGCUGCAAUUUCCUACAACAUUGAAAAGGGAAAUGAAGGCAAUGCCUUUGUUGUAGACAAAAAUGGCGUUAUUAAAACAAGGAUUGCCGUUGACAGGGAGCGAAAUGACUAUUUUACUCUUAUAGUUACUGCAUCAGACAGAGGAGAAAUCAGACUUACAGGCUCGGCAACUGUCCUUAUUACAGUUUUGGAUGCUGAUGAAUACAUUCCUAUGUUUAUCAAUGUAGGUUCGGAUCUUGAAACUAAUUUGCCUGAAGAUACGCCCAUAGCAGCAAAGAUAUUUACUAUAAAAGCAAGAGAUCUUGAUGUCCAUAAAAGGAUAACUUAUGACAUUGAUGAACAUUCCAAAGAGCACUUUAUAAUUGAAAACGAUUCUGGAGAUAUAUUUUUGUCUAGACUCUUGGAUCGAGAGAAGCAAGAUAUGCAUACAUUGAUUGUUACAGCUGACGGAAAUGGAAAAUCUGUAACAGCAAGCGUAACACUAAGUGUUACUGAUGUGAACGACAAUGAUCCAGUUUUUAGCUCCAAUAUAUACAAGUUUAAUGUACAUGAACGUUCCAAAGCAGGAGAUUUUGUUGGUACUAUAGACAUAUCAGACGCUGAUAUUGGAGAAAAUGCUUUAAUCAGUACUUCGAUAACAAACGGAAAUAGAGCAAAUGCGUUUGUGCUUCGGUCAGAAAAAUUAUACGUAAGUGGAAGUUUAGACUUCGAGCUUAUCAAUGAAUAUCUUCUUGAAAUAGAAGCAAGAGACAGUGGAAAUCCGCAAAGAACAUCUACCGCGUCGGUAAUUAUCGAGGUCACACCUGAAUAUAGGAUUCCAAAAUUUGCUAUAGAUCUUGAAGUCAUACAUAUGUCAGAAAAUGUCCAUGUCGGUAACUCUGUUUAUGAUGCUGAUGGAACUCUUGACGGAGCUAGAGAAGGUCAUGGAAAUGAUUUAAUGUAUGCUAUAGAGAAUGGAAAUGAAAAUGGUUUUUUCUCUAUUACUUGGAAUACAGGCGAAAUAACAGUUGCGAGAAAGCUCGGCAAGAAUUUAGUGAAAAAUGUGUUUAUGUUAUUGCUAGUUUCAAAAAACAUUUAUAAACCGUCACUAAGUGACCGAAUGACUUUGAAAAUCGAAAUAGAUGAUGUUAAUGACAAUAAACCAAUAUUUGAAAAGAACAUGUAUACUUUGAAUAUUAACGAGAAUUCCAACAUUGGAGUUAGCAUUGGAAGCGUGUCUGCAACCGAUUUAGACAGAGCGCAAAAUGCUUUCAUUACAUAUAGUCUUAUUCAAAAUGAAGAUGCAGAAACCUUUCGAAUAGACCCAUUUAUUGGUACAUUAAGUUUAAAGAAAGAACUCAAUUUUAUGUACAAUACGAAUUAUCAAUUAUCGGUGAUUGCAUUUGAUAAUGGAUCACCUCGGCUUACAGGCAGCGCAUACGUCACCGUCAAUGUGAUUGAUGUAAAUGAUAAACCACCAUUAUUUGAACAAGAAAACCCAAGCAUAAAGGUUAGGGAAAACUAUGCACUUGGUAGAACAAUUUACCAAAUAAGAGCACAUGAUGGCGACACAGGAGUCGGAGGGGAGCUUUUGUAUAGAAUAGUUAAGGGAAAUGAUAACGGAACUUUUGAGUUGGACUCAGAGACUGGUGAGCUUACAGUUGCCAAACAAUUGGAUAGAGAAACGGAAAGUUUGUUUAUUUUUGUAGUGGAGGCAGAAGAUAAAGGGACGCCUUCAUUCACUGGCACAACAACACUUUCGAUCAUAGUUACUGAUGUAAAUGACAACACACCAUACUUUACCGAAAAUUCGUAUGAAGUUUCGCUUGACAGAUUCGCACCAGUAGAAUCCCAUAUUUUGAGUGUUACAGCUAAGGAUGCCGAUAAUGGAGAUAAUGCAAUACUUGAAUAUCAGAUUGCACAGGAUCAUGAUGAACUUUUUCAGAUCGAUGCCAAGUCUGGUCAUAUAUUUACAUUUUCUGAUUUGACAGAAGUUGUCAAUGAUAUAGAACUUGUUAUAGUUGUUAAAGACAGAGGAAUUCCAAGAUUGUCAACCUCUACAACUGUUCUUAUUGAUAUCCAUCCUCCUUUGGUUACUGAAACUGAAGAUUUUUCUUUUGAAGUAUCCGAAUAUGCAUCACCUAAUACCUUUGUUGGUACUGUAGGGCCUUCUGCAUUAGCAUCAUCAUCAAGAUACGCUAUAGUGAGUGGAAAUUAUCAGAAACAUUUCCGAAUUUCAGAGGAAGAUGGAAACAUUUUUCUAAAUAGUGUCAUUGACAGAGAAAGCUACACUGAUUAUUACAUUCGAGUUAAAUCGACGCACAAACUGAGUCAAAAUAUCCAAACGGACAUCUAUGUUCAUAUUUCUGUAAAAGAUGAAAAUGAUAAUUUUCCGAUAUUUGAAAAGCAAUAUUACAAUAUUCUGGUUCUAGAGCAUACACCUAUUGGUUUUAGUGUUGCUUCUAUCAUCGCAAGUGAUCUUGACGAAAGCAGUAAUGGAAGAGUUACGUACAGUAUAAAAAACGGAAUUGAGGGUGAUGCUAACAAGAUAUUUGAUAUAAACGAAAAUGGCACUCUAAUCGUGCAGUCGUCCAUCUCAUACGAGGCUGUUGAAUAUUUGAACUUUACAGUUGUUGCUAAAGACAACGGACAGUAUUCUAGGCAAGGUUCAUCGGAAGUGAAUGUUCAGAUCGUUGAUAUAGAUGAAAAUGUCGUUUCAGGGAGUAAAACAAGUGUUUCAACAGUCAUUAAUCUUGAAAUGCCAGCGUCGACUUAUAAAGAUUUUGUUGUUGGUUGUUUAGAACCAGAAAUGUUUGGCCUUAAUAUAUCUGCUAAAAAGGUAAACUAUCUUGCACAGUCUGGACACAAUGUCUUUUCUUUAAGAACAGACACAGGAUGUAUCAAAGUGAAAAAAGACACUGAUCUUAAAGACGGAGAUAGUUUUCUGAUUUGGGUGGCAGCAGUUUUGUUGACAUCAGACAAAGCGCGAGGCCGCCUUGCACUUGUCCGCGUGGACACUUUUUCUCCAAGCAAACAUGUAGUGGUAUUUACGCAUAGCGUCUCAAAAGAGGUUCUAGAUUUGAAUAGUGACUUGCUUCUAGACCGUCUUCACGAUUUGUUUCCUUCAAAUCAACCAAGAUUAUGGAAAACUGAAGAACUUUUUAAACCUGUGCGGAGAAAACUGUUGUUUCAAGGCUCCAAGUCCUACAUAUACAUCAUUCGUGGCAACGUGACUGACAGCAUUUCUGAGGUAAAGAUCAGAAAACAGUUCCUUAGGCAAAAUGAUAUUUUAAGUGUUCUUCAAGACCCAGAAGGCGGGGUAUCACAUGACCUUACUUCGGAAAGCUUUGAUACAUUUCCAGUUGUCUCCGUUGAUCCGUACAAUGAUGCAAAAGUGGACGAGACGCCAUGGGUACACACAACGAUUGGAAAAUACACACUUGGUGUUACAUUGUCGUUCGUUAUCUUGGCUAUAAUUGUUGCAGCGAUCAUUUACUGGACAAAGAAAAAGAGCAAGUCAAAUGUCGUUAAUGCAGAGAGAUCGCCGAAACCAAGCCUGUCCGUCCUCCCUAACACAAACAAGUUCAAUCCGAAGUAUAACAAUCUACGAAGAGCAUCAUCUACGGCUGAUCUGGUUCCGCUUGUAAGUGCUCUAAAGAUCCUAAGUGGUAUGACAGAAAAGCAGAGGAACAAACUAAUAGAGACAACUCUUGGCACCAAAGAAACACAAACAACAGAAGCUGAGAAAAAGAAUGAAGUUUCCUUUAAACCGAAGUUUCUUACCAACAAAAUGAAGACAUUGCCAUUCAUUAAAGUGUCGCAUCUCGACGAAGGUAACGACCUACGUAAACUAUCUCAAGAUGAUGAUAAGAUCGUUCCUCUCAACAACGCUGCUGCGACCAGUAAGCAGUCAACAGCAAGAACACCUAUCAUCUCAGAACCGAUUACGCCAUUUACUUCCAAUACUGAGGAAACAUGUGCACAGGCAUCGGAUACUCAAACACCGGAAGAAUUGGAACCAAGCAAAAACGGUGUUAACAAAACAGAAGUGCCAAAGCUGUCGAAUCUAGUGGUUCCGGACGAUGAUAGUUUGUCCAGCCUUGACCUUGAUGAAGUUGACUUGGUCAACGAUUCUGCAUCUGAUACAAACAGUACUUUGAAAACUGUCCAAACUCCAAAGGUUGACAAUGGUCCAAUAGUUAUUGGCGGGAAGGAAUAUGACGGUGUCGGUAAAGAUGUUACAACUGGUAAGAAAUAUCUUUACAAUACAAGAACUGGAGAUAAGAUCUACGUCACAGAUGAGAUAUUGAAAGGCGCUGUUGAGAAAAGGGAAAGCGUUGUAACCAAUGAUUUUAACGAAAGACACGGGGCCAAAAUGAGCACAUUUAAAAGACCCCCGAUACGUAGAAAAACAAGCAGGACGCGAUUUAGUACAACAACUAUUUGGGAAAUGAACGUUGAUGUUGAUCCUAAUCAAGAUGGUAAUGAAAGUUUAGAUGAUAAUGUAUUUGAUACGAGUAAAACAGAUAACAAAGAGUUGCUGGAUGAUUCCAAAACCAUAAGGAAACGACGAACUGGUGUGGACUAUACAAAAGGGAAACAAUGCGUUAAAUUCCAGACUGAUGACCACGAUAGAGAGAUUGACACAAAUUCACAAAAGAAAGACAGUGCCACAAGUAUUGAAAGCAUCGAGCUGGGCGAUCCAAGUAAAGAUGCCAUAAAAGAUGACAUUAAACCUGAAGACGGUGCUGUAAAUGCAGAAAAAUCUGCUUCCAAUGCAGAAAAGUCAAAUAACGAUGAGGAUGUCCCUGAUGAAAAAAACAACGAAGCUGAAACUAAUGCAAAUUCUACUGUGAAAACAAAGUUUGUGAGACCAAUUUACAAACCACUUAACCUUGAGAAUGUCACGUGCAAAGUUCCAAAAGGAAAAUCGGAGAAAAAAGAUUGUCUCGCAAAGGACCCAUUUUACGCCGGCUGGGCCAAAAUGGUUGGGAAAAGAGUAUCUACUAAAACAGUGAAAAGGCCUGAUGGACCCGCUAAAACUGUGACUGUUCGCCAAGGCCGUUCUCUACCGGCAAAUAUUGCAGGGCCUUUGUUGUCAAGUCAAGUACCAAUAUACAAACCGCAACGAUUAAUGACUCUCGAUAUUCCGUGAUGAAUUGCUUGCGAGGUCAAAUUUCUCUCUGUAGAGAAAAUUAAACACUCUAUCUUGUCUUCAUAAUUGAUAUUUUAGAGGACAUCAUUGUUCCCUUUAUACAGAUUUUUUUUAAUUUGAAUUUCCUUUUCCAGAAAAAUUAUAAAAAUUGGAAUUGUAAAAAAUGAGAGAUUUCACUAAAAUAUGCUAUUAUGAAUAGAUUUGUAUAAGAAGAUAUCAUCCAAUAUCCAUCAAUUGUUCGUUUGUAUAAAACUCAUUGUCAUACAUAUAAUCAAAUACUAUAGCAAUUUGUUUCCUUACUAAACUACACUAAAGUGCAUGUACACGCACGCAGUUUU
Molecule: messenger RNA, 8069 nt
Organism: Ruditapes philippinarum (Manila clam)
Lineage: Eukaryota; Metazoa; Mollusca; Bivalvia; Venerida; Veneridae
Product: protocadherin Fat 4-like
Exons: 19
Coding region: 1-7731 (2576 amino acids)
Biological process (GO): homophilic cell-cell adhesion
Cellular component (GO): plasma membrane
Molecular function (GO): calcium ion binding
Source: RefSeq, a predicted model, not a curated record